GCGCCGGGUAGCGAAGCGAGCGGACUCGAAACUUUUCCUCUUUAAGAAAAAAAAGUUGUGCGCGGCUCAGAGUGGUUUUUUUUUUUUUCCUCGCCUUCUUUCCUCGUCUCCCCUCCCCCUUCUUCCUUUUGAAAGUUUUUUUUUUUUUUUCCCCCGAGUUUGACCGCAUGGCUGAUUCAACUUCAGUGUCAAUCAACUUUUUUUCCUCCUCUUCCUCAUUUAAAUAAGUUUAAACUCCUCCUCUCCCGAGCUACUAUAAAUUUGGCUUCGCGCGCCACAGCCAGAGAGAGUCAGAAAGGCGAGGGGCCCCGGGAGCAGGCGUGUGGGACUCCAGACAGGAGAGCCGGAGGCUGCGCCUUCCCCGCACCGGGACUUCGCGACACACCAGAUCCUCGUCCCUGCCCCGUGCGAGCGCCCACGAUGACCACCACGCUUGUGUCUGCCACCAUCUUCGACUUAAGCGAAGUUUUAUGCAAGGGUAACAAGAUGCUCAACUACAGUACUCCCAGUACGGGGGGCUGCUUGCUGGACAGGAAGGCGGUGGGCACCCCUACUGGUGGGGGCUUCCCCCGGAGGCACUCGGUCACCCUGCCCAGCUCCAAGUUCCACCAGAACCAGCUCCUCAGCAGCCUCAAGGGUGAGCCAGCCCCAGCUCUGAGCUCUCGGGAUAGCCGCUUCCGAGACCGCUCUUUCUCAGAAGGGGGCGAGCGGCUGCUGCCCACCCAGAAGCAGCCUGGAAGCGGCCAGGUCAACUCCAGCCGCUACAAGACGGAGCUGUGCCGCCCCUUUGAGGAGAAUGGUGCCUGUAAGUACGGGGACAAGUGCCAGUUCGCACAUGGCAUCCAUGAGCUCCGAAGCCUGACCCGCCAUCCCAAGUACAAGACGGAGCUGUGCCGCACCUUCCACACCAUCGGCUUUUGCCCAUACGGGCCCCGCUGCCACUUCAUCCACAAUGCUGAGGAGCGCCGCGCCCUGGCCGGGGCCCGGGACCUCUCCGCUGACCGUCCGCGCCUCCAGCAUAGCUUUAGCUUUGCUGGGUUUCCCAGUGCCGCUGCCACCGCCGCUGCCACGGGGCUGCUGGACAGCCCCACGUCCAUCACCCCACCCCCCAUCCUGAGCGCCGAUGACCUCCUGGGCUCACCCACCCUGCCUGAUGGCACCAAUAACCCCUUUGCCUUCUCCAGCCAGGAGCUGGCGAGCCUCUUUGCCCCUAGCAUGGGGCUGCCCGGGGGUGGCUCCCCGACCACCUUCCUUUUCCGGCCCAUGUCUGAGUCCCCUCACAUGUUUGACUCUCCCCCCAGCCCUCAGGAUUCUCUCUCGGACCAGGAGGGCUACCUGAGCAGCUCCAGCAGCAGCCACAGUGGCUCAGACUCCCCUACCUUGGACAACUCAAGACGCCUGCCCAUUUUCAGCAGACUUUCCAUCUCAGAUGAUUAAGCCAGGGUAGGGAGGGUCUCCCUACCCACUCCACUACCCCACCCCAUUUCCACAUCCCCUACCCUCACCUCCCUGUCCUACCCUACAAACCCCUACAUUAACAAGGUUAAGCUCAACCCCUUUCCCCUAGAACCUUGGAAUGCUCCUCCCUAUCCUCCCUUUUAACCCCCUAACAUAAGGACAAGUCAAUUUGUCAGUAGCUUCCUCUGGCUUGAAACCCCCUCCCCUUGAUUUUAUAGCCCACUUAUCAUGCAUAACAGACAAGUCCCAUAUUUGUCAGUAGAUGCCUUUUUUCCGGCUUAAGCCUUAAGUGCCAAAUCACAAAAGAAAAAGCAGUAACAGUUUACAGAAGCAACUUAGUGCCUUGUAAUCUAACUUUGUCACUGUGACUACAUUACCUCUUCAGCGCCAGAGGGCACCCGUGGGCCUCCCAGAGCCUCUGCCCAUGGGGAGGGGGGAGGGGGGAAGGGGGGACCCAGACCAGCAGCUCCCUCCACUGGCGAUACAACUGCACCUUCCCUUAUUUCAGUCUCCCACACAUUUCCUCCUCCCCUCCCCAGUAACCCCCCCACACCCCCUUGGGAGAGUUGUUGCCAGACUUGGGUUUUUGGGGAAACCUAUCUUGACAUUCAAAACCUUUUUCUUCCCGACCUGAACCUCUGUUGACUAAUCUUGCCUGGGUUCGUGUAGGUCUGCAGGAGGGAAGACUGAAAAAGUGGAUGAAGAUUGUGACAUAAGUGGGACUUUGUGAUUUAAUUUUUUUCUUUUUUUUUUUUAAGUGGGGAGGAAGGGGAAGCUAGAUGGACUAUGAGAGACUUGAUUUUGGUGCUAAAGUUCCCCAGUUCAUAUGUGACAUCUUUUUAAAAAAAAAAUGACAAAAAAAAAAUGAGAGAAAAGC
Molossus molossus (Pallas's mastiff bat) is the source of this 2335-nucleotide messenger RNA. It is a transcript of the gene ZFP36L1, whose product is annotated as ZFP36 ring finger protein like 1. The coding region runs from base 421 to 1437 and encodes 338 amino acids. NCBI's taxonomy places the organism in Eukaryota, Metazoa, Chordata, Mammalia, Chiroptera, Molossidae. Gene Ontology annotation, molecular function: metal ion binding; mRNA binding. The transcript is spliced from 2 exons. The record is from RefSeq and is a predicted model, not a curated record.